This is a messenger RNA of Ilex paraguariensis (yerba mate), 1282 nucleotides long. Lineage: Eukaryota; Viridiplantae; Streptophyta; Magnoliopsida; Aquifoliales; Aquifoliaceae. The record is from the annotation of a GenBank genome assembly.
CUGGCUUUGGAUGGUGGUAUUGAUAAGAAUGAGGGUGUGAAAUAGUUGGGUUGGGAUUGGAAAGUGCCAAUAUCAAGGCGGCGAAGUAAUAGCAAUGUUGCUGUUCUCGAUGACACUGUUUUUUGGGUUUUUUGUCGGCGCGGUGACGAUUUUAGCGGCUGAAGCUUUCGGAAUUCUCUUUAUAAUUCGGCGACUCAAUCGAAAAAUAGAACAAGAAGAAGCGAAGUCUAUUGUUUCGCAAUCUUCAGCAGGACUGAUUGAACUCGAUCCCUCUGUUUACAACAAACAGGGGGUCGUUUGGGUUCUAGAAUCAGAAAGAGUUCCCAAGACUUGGCUUGUAGCCAAAGGACCAAGAGAACAAAAGCGGAAAAAGGAUGUUUUGGAGGUCGCACCUGUUAGAAAAUAUGCAAAAAUCGAGGAUCAGUUACUUGUCCUAACAGAAUCAGAUAAUUCCCACACCAAAAUUUUGCUGAAGGGUUGUAUAAUAGCAGCUGUUUCUGCUACAAGCUUGUCCUCAAGAAAAUGGGCCAAAAGAUAUCCUAUCAAAUUGGAGAGCAAAACAUCUGUAAUAUACCAUGAAAGCAAAACCUUGUACAUGUAUGUUGAGACAUCUUGGGAGAAGGAGUCAUGGUGUAAAGCUCUCCGACUUGCUUCCUGUGAUGACAAAGAAAAACUUAAUUGGUUUGCCAACUUGAAUCUAGAGUUUCAACGUUACCUGACAUCCUUAAACACAGGUUACCCUUCAUUUAUGAAACCUUCUAUGGGUUUCACCGCUGAGUCUAUGGAUAAGUCAAUCAAGCUUGAGGGUUCUUCCUCAAAGGUUCGCCACUUUCUGAAAAAACUUGCAAAGAAGGCUUCAAAGAGCGGUAUUGAAAAUAAGGCAACCUGGAGUUCGACAUCAGGCUGUGAAGAGAAAAAGGUCCUUGAAAAAUCUCGUUUUUCACAUGAGCCAAUUUUGGCCACUGGCUUGCUAAAGACAUCUACAAUUGGGAAGGCUCCUAAUUGUUCUGUGGAAGAGAAUAUGGUGCCAUCAUCCUUGCCAUCUUUUCCUCAAGCAGGAAGCAGAAGCUCUGUUAUUUCUGAAGCAGAUUCUGAUGAUAUCAAUUUUGGCGAUGAAGGAACACUUUGUUGGAAUUUGUUAAUAUCACGAUUGUAUUUUGAUGCCAAAAGCAAUGCGGCUAUUAAAAGUUCCAUCCUAGCACGGAUUCAGGGGAAUGGUGUUUUCUUCAGGAAGAUUGGGGCAGAUGGUUAUGUCGUGGUGUUCGAGUUUUUGAACUGUUAA